CACUCAAAGCUUUACUCUUCCCUCAGCGUUUCCACACUGGUCGGGUGCAACGUCCUGCCCCCCUCCCCGAGGCUCUGAGUGACUCCUCCCGCCUGGCUCGCUGCUGUGGAGAGACACGCUUCUGCCUCUGCCGUUCCUGCCCAGGGCAUUGGGUAGGGCUUGGCGCCCGGCCAAGGAGAGCACUUUUAAAGAAGAGCCCUCGCCAUCAUCUCCUUCACACACCACACAGGACUUUCCCAGUCAGGAGAGCAGCCGCAGCAGCGCGGGAGCCCCCAUGGAGAAAAAUAAGAAGGAAAGAAAAUAUGGGCCAAGUUGCUUUGGUUAUCCACUCAGCAUCUUCUUCAUUGUCAUCAAUGAGUUCUGUGAAAGAUUCUCCUACUAUGGAAUGCGAGCUGUGCUUGUUCUGUACUUCAAAUUUUUUCUCCACUGGGAUGAUAACCUAUCUACAGCCAUCUACCACACAUUUGUUGCUCUGUGUUAUUUGACUCCAAUCCUUGGAGCAAUCAUUGCUGACUCCUGGCUGGGAAAGUUCAAGACCAUCAUCUCCCUGUCCAUUGUUUAUACCAUUGGACAGGCGAUCAUGGCAGUAAGUUCCAUAAAUGACUUGACAGACUAUAACAGGGAUGGAAUUCCCGAUAACAUUCCAUUGCACAUUGGUCUGUCUAUGAUUGGCCUGAUCUUAAUUGCUUUUGGUACUGGUGGAAUCAAGCCCUGUGUAUCAGCAUUUGGUGGAGAUCAGUUUGAAGAGGAACAGGAAAAACAAAGAAAUAGAUUCUUCUCUCUAUUUUAUUUGUCUGUUAAUGCCGGAAGUCUCCUCUCUACUAUAAUCACUCCAAUUCUCAGAGGCGAAGAAUGUGGAAUUCACACCAAGCAACAGUGUUACCCACUGGCCUUUGGAGUGCCUGCUGCACUCAUGGCCGUUUCACUGAUGGUGUUCAUACUUGGAAGCAAAAUGUACAAGAAAGCUCAUCCUCAAGGCAAUAUAAUGCUCCAGGUUUCCAAAUGCAUUGGAUUUGCUGUUAAAAACAGAUUUCAGCAUCGCAGAAAACAGUUUCCCAAAAGAGAACACUGGCUGGACUGGGCUAGUGAAAAGUAUGAUAAACGACUUAUUACACAAACUAAGAUGGUCUUGAGGGUACUUUUCCUGUAUAUUCCUCUCCCCAUGUUCUGGGCACUUUUUGAUCAGCAGGGAUCAAGAUGGACAUUACAAGCCACAACAAUGGAUGGAAACUUUGGAGCUAUUCAGAUCCAGCCAGACCAGAUGCAGACCGUGAACCCGAUUCUGAUUGUUGUUAUGGUCCCAAUUGUAGACGCUGUGGUUUAUCCUUUAAUUAAAAAAUGCCACUUCAAUUUCACGCCCCUGAGGAAGAUUACAGUUGGUAUGUUUCUUGCAUCUCUGGCUUUUGUUGCUGCUGCACUGGUACAAGUGCAAAUCGAUAAAACUCUUCCAAACUUCCCGAAAGAAGGGCAAUCCCAAAUCAAAGUAAUAAAUUUAGGCACUGAUGUUGCAAAAGUUGACAUUGGCCCUGGAGUUGAAAAUAUGUCUGUGGAAUCUCUGAUGGCGACAAACUAUCUGACAUUUGACACUACUAGCUUAACAGGAAUGAAUAUAGCCUACGGAAAUCAAACCUUAAAUCAGUCUCUUAAUUUUCUGGGAAAAGAACGUCAUACUCUUAUACUAAAAAAUACAGGUGGCAUCCAAACUGAAUUGGUAAGCUUGUUUAAUUCCUAGUUAGUAUAC
Chrysemys picta bellii (western painted turtle) is the source of this 1741-nucleotide messenger RNA. Lineage: Eukaryota; Metazoa; Chordata; Testudines; Emydidae. The record is from RefSeq and is a predicted model, not a curated record.